UUUCUGCGAGGCUAUCAUACAUCUUGAUAAACCAUGGAAGCCGCUGAAGCCCAGAAGAUGUCUCGGCAGCCACUGCUCCGCGGGUUCUUCUUCCCCUUGCCAAGCCCCGGUCACAUGAUCCCUCUCAUCGACAUCGCCAAGCUCCUCUCCCGCCGCGGUGUCUCCGCCACCAUUGUCACCACCCCCGGCAAUGAACCCCUCGCCCGCCCAGCCAUCGACCUCGCCAACUCCUCCUCUCCUCCUGUAGCCAUCCCCAUCGACCUCAUCCUCCUCCCUUUCUCUCCCUCCGCCGCAGCCAAAGGUGAAAACUUCACUAAUGUCCCACCCUCCGAUUACCCUCACCUCUUCAACGACAUCGCCACCCUCCGCCCUUCUUUACACGACCUCCUCCGCAGCCACCGUGCUGACUUUCUUGUCUCUGACGUCGUAAUUGUCUGGGCCGCCGACUUGGCACUGGAGCUCAGCAUCCCCCACAUCGUUUUCCACGGUCCCGGCGCCUUCCCACUCUGCGUCCACGAGUCUCUCAGACUCCUUAAACCCCACGUCCACUUCUCCGACGAUGAUACGUCUCAUAUUCACGUCCACGGUCUCCCCAAUGCAAUCGAGCUCUCCAAACCGGAGAUUUCCGGCGUCUUCAAUUUCCCAGAAAUAGUCCAGUCGAUGAAACAUGCCGAGGAGAAGAGCUUCGGCGCGGUUGUCAACACUUUUUACGAACUCGAGCCAGCUUAUGCGGAUACUUUUCGUCGCCUCUGGGCGGGUAAUCGGGCUUGGUUCGUCGGCCCCGUGUCGUUAUCCUACGUGGCUGAUGAUCAAAUUGGUCAGGCCAAUCGUGGAAGGCUGCAACACGCGGACACGGCUCGACUGAUGAGUUGGCUCGACGCUCAGCCACCCCGGUCGGUUGUGUUCGCGUGUUUCGGGAGCCUUUGCGAGCAAGACACGGAUCAAUUGCGGGAGGCGGCGCUCGGACUCGAGGAGAGCGGGCAACGGUUUAUAUGGGCGGUGAGGGACUGGUACGGGGCCGCGGCGGAGAAGACGGGGUGGCUGCCGGAAGGAUUUGAGGAGCGGGUGAAGGGAAAGGGGUGGGUGGUGAGGGGAUGGGCCCCGCAGGUGGCGAUACUAGGACACGUGUCGGUGGGGGCUUUCGUGACGCACUGCGGGUGGAACUCCACGGUCGAGGGUUUGGCGGCGGGAGUGCCGUUGGUGGCAUGGCCGUUGAUGUACGAGCAGUUCGUGAACGAGAGAUUGAUUACGGAGGUGUUGAGGGUGGGCGUGAGGGUGAGGAAGGGGGCGGCGGAGGUGACGGCGAAAGAGGUGGCGGCGGCGGUUAUGAGAGUGAUGAGUGAUGGUGAGGAGGUGGAGGGGUUUCGAAG
Molecule: messenger RNA, 1370 nt
Organism: Phalaenopsis equestris
Lineage: Eukaryota; Viridiplantae; Streptophyta; Magnoliopsida; Asparagales; Orchidaceae
Product: scopoletin glucosyltransferase-like
Exons: 1
Molecular function (GO): UDP-glycosyltransferase activity
Source: RefSeq, a predicted model, not a curated record